CUCCUCAUAAAAUACAUUUAUUUUAUUUUUGUUAAAGCAACACGUCUCGUGUAGCAUCGUCGUUCUUCUUCAUUGUGUUCCACUGUUGGUCUCUCUGGAUUCCGUUACCAAUAAAUGUUAUUCAGAAAUUUGCGUGCCCACUGAUUACCAAAUCCCGCGCUCAGCACAGUCCGCAAUUCUGAACGCUAUGGCGUUGACGACUGUAAAAUCGAUCGAACAGGCGCUCAGCCUCGUCGACGAGAAGAAGCAGAGUUUGAAAAAAGCCUUCGAAGAAUUGGAAUCGCGUUCCUCUUCGCUCUCCUCCUUGAAUUUCGCAUGGACUGAUCUCGACUCGUAUUUCUCCGGCGCCCAAUCCGAGCUCCUCGACAAAUUGGCCGUCCUUCAAGCCCUAGAAUCCUCUAAAACCGGUAACGAAAAAAACUCGCUAUUGUCAGAGCCGGUGCUGGCCCGACCCGAGCUGAAGUCCUUCUGUGAAAAAAUGGAUGCUUUGGGUUUGCGCAAAUACGUACUUGACCGUCCCAAGGAAAGGGCUGCGAUUAGGGCUGAGUUGGCCGACGCGUUCAAGCACGCUCCGGACGCGGGCUCGAUGGUUUUGGAUACGUUGGAGGGCUUUUGGGAUGACAAGUUAGGGUCGGGGUCUAGGCUUAGGACGGCUUGCGUGGUGUUGUUGGAGGAGUUGAUGAGGGCUGGGGUGGAGAUGAGAGCGGAGGUUAGGGAGCGGGCCACAGCCGUCGCGUCAGAGUGGAAGGUGAAGAUGGCGGAAUUGAAUUGUGAAGGGGAUGAAGAAGGGAAAGAGGAAGACUGGGGUUUGGAGAGGUUGGGUUAUUUGCAGCUCCUGGCUUCUUAUAAUCUGUUGAUUGAUGGCGAGUUUGAUGUCAAUGAGCUAGUUGAUUAUGUUGUUAUGAGCGCUAGAUAUCGACAGACGGUUGACUUGUGUCGAGUUCUCCGCCUCGAGGGUAGAAUUUCUGAUGUUGUACGGAGGCUUGUAAGUAAGGGCAAACAACUUAUAGCUCUCAAAUUCGUUUUUGAGUUUGAGCUAACUGAUGAGUACCCUCCAGUGCCCUUACUGAAAGCAUAUGUGAUGGAUUCAAAGAAAUUUGCCCAGAAAGUGCGUAAGAGUGGGAAGAGUUCUCGCCAGUCAUUGAAUGAUGCUGCAAUGAAAGAAAUUAGUGCAUUGAAGUCGGUGAUUAAGUGCGUCGAGGAUCAUGGUUUGGAAUCUCAGUACCCAAAAGAUGAAAUGUUGAUGCGUAUCGAGAAGUUGGAAAAGGAGAAGGCUGACAGGAAAAGACCUGCUGUAGCCCCUGUACCCAAACCUCAGCAGCCACCAAAGCAACCAAAACAUAAUGGGAACAAGCGAAUAAAGGCGACUGCUGCUGCUCCAUCAGCAUUUAAAAGGAAAUUUAGUGGCAACUCAGGUUUUCGCCCACCACAGCCAUCUUCUAUGAAGAGGGUAGGCUUGUUGCCAGAUCAUGCUGCUCCAUACCUUGGUUCAUCUUCUGGAGCAUAUGGCAUGACAGGAUCUCUUGUGGUUGCUGCCCCAUAUGUGGGCUCAUCUGCAGACUUGUAUGGGUUGUCAGGAGCCCCUUUGGGCUUCUCCGGGAACCUAAAUCCAUCAACCUCCAAUUCCUAUAAUCCAGAAACACAUGCACAACAUGGUUAUUAUAACAGGGGUAUAGCUUAUGGUGGAUAUGAUGUAUCAUCUCAAUACCCACCAGUGUACUAUCCACAGUGAUAUGCAAGUUCUCAAACUUUAGGUGGUCUAUGCAUGUGUUUGAAUAGAAUGCCAAUAUGUGGAAGGCUUUUUUGCCUUUUUUUUUAUCACCAAGAUUUUGGCAUGAUGACCAAAUCUGGUUUUUCCCUUAGUUGUUAAUGAGCAAGGAAUUCUUGAAAUACUAUCUGAACCAAUGUCCAUGGUUCAGAUGUUUUGAUUAAUAUGACUUGUAUCAUGUUGAUCAUUCA
Salvia miltiorrhiza (redroot sage) is the source of this 1959-nucleotide messenger RNA. Its product is annotated as truncated FRIGIDA-like protein 1. Lineage: Eukaryota; Viridiplantae; Streptophyta; Magnoliopsida; Lamiales; Lamiaceae. The record is from RefSeq and is a predicted model, not a curated record. The transcript is spliced from 3 exons. The coding region runs from base 188 to 1732 and encodes 514 amino acids.